AGCUUGCGGUGCUGCCUCACUUCUCGUUCCCACAUUGAGUUCAAAAACACACACACACACAUAGUAGAUAGACACACAUACGCACACAAGCACACACAGGCAUAGAAAGCACACAAAGAGAUAGAGAGAGAGAGAGACUGUGCUUUUCCCCUACACUCCGGGAGCACAGCGGACUAACAGGGGCAGUCGGCACAAGGCAAGCUCUGCAGCAAUGAGGUGUCACUGCAGGACAGAUGACACGAAGGGGCACACAAUGGACCGCUGACUCUAUGAGAAAUGGAGAAGGAAACUGGCAUCAGAGACAACUCCACACCCAAGCCAAAUGAGGAUUUAAAAUGUCACAGCCAUAUGUCUAAAAUACCAGGGGUUACAGGAGCCAAAAUACAGUUAUGAUUACAUGGCAUCCAGGUUAGACAAACAACUCAACAGUAGGCUAUGUAUAAUGUUCAAAUGAUAGACGAUAACAGAUUAUGGGUAUCUCCGGUUAAUAUGGACCACCCAUUUGCACGAAACAGGAUGUCAGCACUGAGUCCUUAGAGAAGUGGAUGGCACCAUGGUGAAUGUGGCCCUGGCGGUGAUCCUGUGCCUGCUGAUCGGUCUGACCGUGGGUGGGAACGUCUUGGUGUGUCUGGCCGUGUGCGUGUCUCGUCGUCUCCGCUGCCUCACAAACUGCUUCAUCGUAUCCCUGGCGAUAACAGAUCUCUUACUGGGGGUCCUGGUGCUCCCCUUCUCUGCCCUCCUCCAGCUCAACAACGACUGGCCUCUGGGUCCCAUUUUCUGUAACUUCUACAUAUCCAUGGAUGUAAUGCUUUGUACUGCCUCUAUUCUUACAUUAUUGGCCAUCAGUGUUGACAGGUAUCUUGCUGUAACCAUGCCUCUUAGAUAUACCUCUAUGGUUUUGCCCUGGAAAGUAGCAGUAGCCAUGAUAACAGUCUGGGCAGUGUCUUUAGCUGUUUCCUUUUUGCCAAUCCAAAUGGGUUGGAACACUGUGAACGGGACAGUGCAAAACCAAGGGCCGUAUGCGUCAGAAAGGAGAUGCCGAUUUGAGCUCAACCGGCCCUACGUUCUCACCGAUUCCCUCCUCACUUUCUACCUUCCUCUCAUAGCAAUGUGCUGGACUUAUCUGAAAAUACUGCGCAUAGCUCGAGCACAGGCCAAGCGCAUCACCAGCUCUCGUCCUACGUGCGUAACCACAUACAACCGCAAAAACUCCUCCACGGUUACCACAGUGGUCUCCAAUGUGACAGCCAUCACCCUCCGAGAGCACAAAGCCACGGUGACACUGGCGGCGGUCAUAGGGGCGUUUGUGAUCUGCUGGUUGCCGUAUUUUAUCAUGUUCACAGUUUUAGGUUUAAAAGAGCACCCUGACCCCAACACAGUGCCAGAAUACCCCAUAGUGCUGUGGCUGGGUUACGCUAAUUCCGCCCUGAAUCCUUUCCUCUACGGAGCUUUGAACAGAGACUUCAGGUCAGCAUACUCACACAUACUCAGGUGUAGAUGCCCCUUCAGUGGGUGGAGGAGCAGACAGCCAUCGCCUGUAAUGACUGGAGCCAGAGAUAACCUUACAGAGGUGACACUGUUGUGUGGCCACAUGCCCAGCACAUGCAGGGCAGGACUCACGGACCAGAGCUUCAGUCUUCAAGAAAUACACAGUGGGACCCCUCCAACAACAGCUGUGCAACUGACAAACGGCACCACACCCACAGACGUCAAUGGAAACGACAGCUGACGAACAUCUCAGGCCAACCCGUGCUCAUGCUCUGUCCGAUCUUUGACGGGGGAAGAGUAGUCAAGAUGAAGCAGUCUCGAGGAGAAGGUGCAACUGUUUAACCAAGACAUCAGCUAAAAUGGACAAACUUUAGUUUUUACAGACUUCAACUUUGCUUCAGUGUCCUUUGUGUCAAUGUCUAGCCCUGAACAAACUGUGACACCAGCUCAAAGCCCAGAUGAAGCCAUAUGGCCAAAUGUGUUUUCUGCCAAAAGUCUUCUUGUUUCAGUCAUUGCCAUCAGCAGACUAUAGAUGUCUGUGAAUAUAACUGGUGUAAGGUGAAACCCAGCUACAGAAAUGCCACUUGGACUUUUACAAAAACAAGAUUAGGUUCUGUUUCUGAAAUAGAAAAUUGUAUUGCCAUAGUAUUUACAGUGUGAAAGCAAAAGUAUCCAUUUAUACCAUCAUCUGCAACUCCCUAUAGACUGUAGUAUAAAUGAA
Periophthalmus magnuspinnatus is the source of this 2209-nucleotide messenger RNA. It is a transcript of the gene hrh2a, whose product is annotated as histamine receptor H2a. Bases 554 to 1729 code for a protein of 391 amino acids. Gene Ontology annotation, cellular component: membrane. Gene Ontology annotation, molecular function: G protein-coupled receptor activity. The transcript is spliced from 6 exons. Lineage: Eukaryota; Metazoa; Chordata; Actinopteri; Gobiiformes; Gobiidae. Gene Ontology annotation, biological process: adenylate cyclase-activating adrenergic receptor signaling pathway. The record is from RefSeq and is a predicted model, not a curated record.